CACGCGUAGAGGACGCGCUCGGGCUGGUGUGCGUGCUCGCUCUUCGGUUCUGCUCGGUUCUGCUCCAGGUCGGUGAUUCGGCGCCUUGAUCAUCAUGACCUCGACCGGCGGCGGAGAGUUCGGCAACCCCCUAAGGAAAUUCAAGCUGGUCUUCCUGGGGGAGCAGAGCGUCGGGAAGACCUCCCUCAUCACCCGAUUCAUGUAUGACAGCUUUGACAACACGUACCAGGCUACAAUUGGCAUAGACUUCCUUUCAAAGACCAUGUAUUUAGAGGACCGCACGCAGGUGCGGCUGCAGCUCUGGGACACCGCCGGACAGGAACGUUUCCGCAGUCUGAUCCCCAGCUAUAUACGGGACUCCACAAUUGCUGUUGUUGUUUAUGAUAUUACAAAUCUGAACUCCUUCCAGCAAACGUCCAAAUGGAUCGAUGAUGUUCGAACAGAAAGAGGAAGUGAUGUCAUAAUCAUGCUUGUGGGGAAUAAAACUGAUCUGGCAGAUAAGAGACAAAUCACCACUGAGGAGGGAGAACAAAGAGCCAAGGAGCUCAGUGUCAUGUUCAUUGAAACCAGUGCCAAGACGGGCUACAAUGUGAAGCAGCUCUUCCGUCGUGUAGCUGCUGCUCUGCCUGGCAUGGACAGCACACCAGAGAAAAGUAAAGAAGACAUGAUUGACAUCAAGCUGGAGAAGCCUCCUGAGCAGCCAGUGACUGAGAGUGGCUGUUCCUGCUAACACCUCGAGAUUUCCCAGUCUGCAUCGGAGAGUCCGCUGCUGUCUAAAUGCAUUAAUGGAAAAAGCAAAGCGUCUAUUUAUCUCUUAGAUUCCCAGUGUGUGGAUGCAGUGUGUUCUUCAUCAUCUUUAAAUGGGGGGUGGGGGGUACCUGGGGGAAAAAGCCACAGUCCGCCUCAUCUCACUCAAACUGCAUGGUGUCGUGUAAGAUUGGAGAAUGAGAAUUUUAUGUAUGUAUAGUUUUUAUUUCUUGCACUUUUGGCACCCACUUGGUGCCUACUUAAAUCUAUCAAUGUGAUAAACUUAAAUGGAACUUUGUGCUGACAUGUUCUUGUUUGUUGCAGUGACUAAACCAGGAUGCAGACAUUAUGUGAGAAGUGGGGUUCACAUAUUUACCUAAAACUCUGUAAUAAAAACUAAGGUUGCUUUAAAAACGGAGGCUGUGUACUGUGGCCUUCAUAGCUGUAUGAGUAUAUUAUUUUUACGCUCAGUUGUUUGUUCUUUUCUUUAUUGUGCCCUGUGCUCCUCAUAAAGGAUAGGAUUUUUAAUUUACAUGAGAUUUUUAAUUGAUAUAAUAGAUAUUGGUUCCAGCCCACAGCUGUAUAUUCUUAAUGUUUGCACUUUGACUGGUGUGAUCUCACCGUGAUGGCAGUCAGUUCUUCAUUAUCUUGUAUCUGUUGCUAACACACUACAUAAACACCCAUUAUUAAACUGAACAGAUAUUCCUGUGAUAAUGUAUGUAACGCUCACGUGUCAUUAACCUUUUCGGGACUGGAUAAAUGUGUUUGUUUCUUUGAAAACCUUUUGCCUUAAUCGUGACUGAGGUUCUUAUCUGGUGAUCCUGCAAAACUGCUCUAAUCUACAAACACUUCUUCUUUUACUCUUUGGCAACAGACCAUAAACUACCACUUGGUUCAUACUACAGAGUGGCACUGUAUUGCCUAAUGCUAAAAAGCAACUGCAGAAAUGAUGUAUUGCUUUCUGCAAAGGAGAAUUUCCAGUGGGUCUGUCUCUGUAGUGUCUCCUUGGUAAGGCUAGUUACACACUAGUGUAAUAGAGAUGCAGUUUUGAGUCUGUAUUAGGGCUGCAAGCCAUGUUCUGGGUUGGGCUGAGUGUUGUGGCCGCAGUAUGGACACACAAAUGUGGUCUUGUAAUAGCCACAUGGAACCCAUAUGAAACUGUACUUAAAGAUAGUGGAGGAAAUGUAUCAAAUCCUGUUCAGAGGAAAAGUUGCUGAGUUGCUCAUAGCAACAAAUCAGAUUGCUUCUUUAAUUUUUCAGAGGCUUUUCCAAAAAUGAAAGAAGCAAUCUGAUUGGUUGCUAUGGGCAACUCAGCAACUUUUCCUCUGCACAGGUUUUGAUUAAUCUCCCCCACUGGCCUUUAAAAAAAGGUGUUAACAUUGCCACCGGUCCGAUUUAACUUUCAUUUUCCCAGAGGAAUGUGAAGAAGUGAUCCAACUUGGUCCUUUGUUUAUUCACAUAUAUGUUCUGCAGUAUCCCCCUCAUCUCUUUCGGGCUAUAUGCUGAUGGCUCCUCUCUAUCACCUCUUGUGCCCGGCCUAUGCUGCAUCCUGGUCCGGUCGCCUUGCUGUUUUUUAAUGUUUUUAUUUUUUAUUAUAGGUUCUUAUGUUUGUUUUUUUCCUUGUGUGUACAGGGUUAUCCCAGCCCUCUGGGUUAGAGCCUUCGAUCUGUCAGUUGUAUUGUUAUUGCAAAUAUCUGGAUUGUACAAAAUAAAUAAAAGCUUAAAAAAAUAAAUACAGAUAAUGGAUAAAUUAUAUAGUGAAAAACGUUCUCUCCACUUGAAUACUCUUUGGAUGUCUUCUAUUGCGUAUCUGCCCCAUAUUACUACUCCAUAGCUGUAGGUGUGACUAUUACUGAGUAACUAUAUGAACACAGCUGUGUCACUGAAUAAAAUCUACACCUAUCAA
Messenger RNA from Hyla sarda, 2653 nucleotides. RefSeq names its product ras-related protein Rab-6B-like. Gene Ontology annotation, molecular function: GTPase activity; GTP binding. NCBI's taxonomy places the organism in Eukaryota, Metazoa, Chordata, Amphibia, Anura, Hylidae. The record is from RefSeq and is a predicted model, not a curated record. The transcript has 8 exons. Bases 95 to 730 code for a protein of 211 amino acids.